AUGAACGAAAAAACCCCCGCAGACGGCAUCUCGCCCGUCUCCUCCGAAGCCACCUACACCCACACCACCAACCACCUGGAAGCCCUCGAGAAGCUCGAAAUCCUCCCUCAAAUCCUGCAAGAGGGCAUUCUCUUCGCCGGCUCCGGCGCGGCCCUCCUCCUCCAAGCCGCCCACCCCAACAUCCGCAACGCAUUCGACGAACUCACCCGAACCUCCACCUCCAGCAGCAGCAGCAGCAGCAGCAGCAGCAGCAGCAACCUAGCCACGACCCUCAGCAACACCCUCCAAACCGCCCUCAGCUACAUCGCCUGCCUGGUCUUCGGCACCCCUACUGAAAAGAAACAUCUCCUGACGCUCCUCCAAAAAGACACCCCCCCAUACCCUAACAGACUCCCCACCGACCCCUCCACCCAACUCUGGAUGACCGCAACCCUCUACGCCACCGCCACAGACUUCUACCAACGCAUCUACGGCCAGGUCGACUACCGCACCGCCGAACGCGCCUACCUCGAAUUCACCACCAUCUUAUCCUGCCUGGGCAUCGCCAAGGACGUCUGGCCCGCGACCCGCCAAGUCUUCUGGACGUACUGGGAUGAGCAGAUCGAGCGGUUAAGCGUGAGUGCGGAGGCGCAUCGCUUCGCCAAGGAUCUCCUCGAGAAGAGUGAUUUGCCGGGGUGGGUUAUGGCCGUGAAGCCCCUGUUGAGGGUGAUUACGAUUGAGAUGUUGCCGCCGAGCAUUCGGGAGGCGUAUGGGUUGAAGUCGUCGGCUACCACGAGGGGGUUGUAUCGCAGUACCAUGGGGUUCUCGGUCGCGGUGUAUCCGGCCUUGCCCGAGAAGUGGAAGGGGUAUCCGUUGAGGUUUUAUUUGGGGGAGUUGAGGGGGAGAUUAGGUGCUUAGUUUAGAUACUCUUGACUUUAUGUUUUAGGUUGGAUAUUCAGAGCGUGUGG
Molecule: messenger RNA, 947 nt
Organism: Aspergillus ibericus CBS 121593
Lineage: Eukaryota; Fungi; Ascomycota; Eurotiomycetes; Eurotiales; Aspergillaceae
Product: oxygenase MpaB family protein
Exons: 1
Coding region: 1-897 (298 amino acids)
Molecular function (GO): oxidoreductase activity
Source: RefSeq, a predicted model, not a curated record